UGCGGUGGCAGGUAGGGCAGCUGCGGGGGGGCGGCGGCGGGGCCGGGCGCUCCCCUCUCCUCCCUUCCCCUCCCUUCCCCUCCCUUCAGCAGCGGGAGGGAUCGGCGGGGCGAUCCCGACGGCGGAGGACGGUCCGUUCCACCCGCACCCGCGGAGAAUGGCCGGCAGAGGCGCCGGCUGCGGCCUGCAGCCGCCGGCCAUAGCGCAGCCGCCCGCCGGCGGUCACCUGUACCCCAUGGAGGGCGAGGGGCCGGAGGAGGAGGGCGAGGGGCCGGAGCUGCGGCCGCGGGGCAGGGAGAAGGUGCGGCGGAGCGCGUCGAGGGACAGGCUGGAUGACAUCGUGCUGCUGGCGAGGGAUAUCCGGGAGGGGGACACGCUGAACGCCAUCGCGCUGCAGUACUGCUGCUCGGUGGCAGAUAUCAAGAGAGUUAACAAUCUUAUCAAUGAUCAAGAUUUUUUUGCCCUGAGGUCUAUCAAAAUUCCGGUGAAAAAGUUCAGUGUAUUGACAGAAACACACGUCUCUCCAAAAGGAAGACCAGUCCUUCGGCCUGCUCAGUGCUCCCCAGAAGUGCAGGAGAUGUCACCAUCUGAUAAAUUCUCUGCUAAUGAGACUGCUGGCAACUUCUUAAAAGAAGUGGAUCGAGAUAUAGAAGAAAUAGUGAAGUGUAAUGAUACAAAGCGAGAGAAUCUUAAUGAAGUUGUUUCUGCCUUAGCAGCCCAACAGGUCUGUUUUGAAACUGAUGGUAAAACUAAAAAAUGCAAGGAUCCUUACUAUGGAGCAGAUUGGGGUAUAGGAUGGUGGACAGCUGUAGUGAUUAUGUUGAUUAUUGGCAUAGUAACUCCAGUUUUUUAUCUCCUGUAUUAUGAAGUUCUAGUGAAAGCAGAUGUCAGUCACCAUUCUACAACGGAAUCUUCCUAUUUGCCACAGCAGCAUCAAAUCAGAAACAAAGACAAAAUGGAAUAAAUCCAGCAAAUAGUAUAAAUGUUGAUAAUCAAGAUCUUCAGCCUUAACAACGGAAAAACCCCAGGCAACUGUUACUCAUAGACAUGUAACAUAGCAUUAGAUAAAGGGGAAACCACAGAAUGCAAAAUGCAUCUGGAACCCAGAGAAAAUGCGUACUGAUGUGUGACUUGCCUUUAUGGGCAGUGUUCCAGUACAGGGAUAGUUCUGUGGAUCAUGUAAUCUCUGAAUAUUUCAAUGCAAGAUUGGGAUAUAAAUUAAGGUAUAAAAUUGUUUCUGAAGCUUUGCACUUUUUUCUAUUUUGAUAGGCAUAUGUUUUUUAAUUAAUGAGUUGAAAAUACGUAGUUUGAACUAACACAUGAGGAGCCUCACUUUAUGUUUUACAGCCCUAAAAUGGGCUUUUGGGGAUAUAACUUUUAAACAUCUUAAAGUAUUUAUAGAAUGCAUAGUACACUUGACAUUUUGAUAUCAGGUUUACAGUUGUCAAUUAAAACUGCGUUCUCAUAAUUUUAUCUUUCUUAUAGAGUAAGAUAUUUUUUUUAAAAACCCAAUCAUUCCAUAAUCAAUUGCCACUAUGAAGUUCUUUUAAAAAAGUGACUUCUGUAGAGGCAGUAGCUAAUACUUAAGCUGGAAUCUUCAGAUCUUGUGCCUGUGUUCAACACCUGUGUUCAACCCAUUCUUUAGUACUUUUCAGUAUAGGCAGUUGGGUAAUUGGUUUUCUGUUAGGUGAUACUGUGCCUCAUCAUGGUCCAGUUGAGAGUCUUGUUGAAACUUCACAUCCUUCCAUGGUAUCCUACUGAAAACUAACAGGGCUGGACUGCACUUCUCUGGUCAGCUGUCUGUAGAACAAAAGAAGCGCAGAUGUGUGGCACCUUGCUGUGACUGCUUCAGUAGCAUUUAUUUUAUGCUAUUGGAUUUUCCCCUCCAAUUAAUCUCUGUUCAGGACCAACAGAUCCUUCAGACAGCAGUCAUGUGGGUCCUGAGUGUGCUAGUGGUCAUGUACCCAUGAACCUCAAACACUAACUUUUUUGUGAAAUCUCCUAGAAAAGUUCAAAUGAGAUUCAAUGGCUGCUAGCAAGAACCUCAAAAUUGCAGCAGAAUAGACCAGUUGCAGCUUCAGA
Chroicocephalus ridibundus (black-headed gull) is the source of this 2082-nucleotide messenger RNA. RefSeq names its product LysM domain containing 3 (gene LYSMD3). The record is from RefSeq and is a predicted model, not a curated record. Gene Ontology annotation, cellular component: Golgi apparatus. NCBI's taxonomy places the organism in Eukaryota, Metazoa, Chordata, Aves, Charadriiformes, Laridae. The transcript has 2 exons. Gene Ontology annotation, biological process: Golgi organization. The coding region runs from base 158 to 964 and encodes 268 amino acids.